Molecule: messenger RNA, 1812 nt
Organism: Bursaphelenchus xylophilus (pine wood nematode)
Lineage: Eukaryota; Metazoa; Nematoda; Chromadorea; Rhabditida; Aphelenchoididae
Source: the annotation of a GenBank genome assembly
AUGGAUCAGAAGUCCUCAAAUCCACCGGUUGUACAACGUGUUCAGACUGUUCCAGCCGAGCCUGGCUCCAGAUAUUAUGUUGGGGGAAGGGUAAGAUACCUUCUACAGCACCUCUAAUUAGAAUGUUAAACCUUCAUAAGACAGCCAUCCGAUUUUUUAACGCUUAUCGUUAUAAAAUUUGUAGCAAAUUGCUGUUCCUCAACGUCGAAUCGUCCCCACAACUCAAGUAAUCACUCAACGACAUCCCCAAUUCCAACACGUCGUGGCUCCUCGACCCCAGUCUCGAAUGUUUACUCCUCCACCCGUCUCAAAUCCAGUAAAAUACGUACAAUCAACGGACCCGUCAAGAGCUAGGUAUCCCCGGAAUACCGAUAAGAGCCGAGGUCUUCGGCAUUUUAGUAGUCGAGUGUGUGAAAAGGUUAAAGAGAAAGUCCAGACUAAUUACAAUGAAGUAAGAUUUAUUUGUGAUCCGGUUAUUACAAGCUGUUUCCUAUGGUGCUGACCUGACUCGUUUAGGUAGCAGAUGAAUUAGUUACCGAGUAUUUCGAGUCCAUGGCGUAUCCUCCAACAAGUCAUGAGAAGCAGAUGUAUGACUCAAAGAAUAUAAGACGGAGAGUGUACGAUGCUCUGAAUGUAUUGAUGGCCAUGAAUAUCAUUGAGAAGGAGAAGAAAGAAAUUCGAUGGGUGGGUUUACCGACUUCUUCAGUAGCAGAGAGACGACGUUUGGAAGACGAGAGAAAUAAGAGGAAGGAGAGGAUUAGACAAAAGACCGAGCAGAUGAAGGAGUAUAUCAUCCAGGUAGUUAAUUGUUUUAUGUGACUCUCUGUUUAGUUAGUAGCAUACAAAUCCUUGGUUAAUCGAAAUCGGGAAAACGAAAGGAAACUUGGGCGACCGUCAGAACAAUCCAUUUUAUACUUGCCUUUCAUCAUCAUAAAUACGGAACGGAAGACUUAUAUUGAUUGUGCAAUCUCUCAAGACAAGUAAGAAAAGGAUUUAAAGCAAAGUUAUUCUUUAGAACUGAAUACGCAAUGACUUUCGAUCGACCGUUUGAGAUCCACGACGACAUCGAAGUUCUGAAGAGACUGGGUUUGACUUACGGACUUGAGGCCGGAGCUGUUUCAGGAGAGAAGAUCGAAGGAAUUAAAGCUUGCCUGCCUCCUGCCCUAAGGGUGUACGUCGAUUCAAUCAUUGAGGAUAAAAACGAUUGUAAGUUGAAAGAUCCUUAAAAUAAUUCUGUCAGCUCUCGAUAAAAGUUUGGAACAAGAUGAGGAAGAAGAGCCGGAGGAAUUGCAGCAGCCAUUACCCGCACCAUCUCAAAACACGGGUCCAAGUCCAGCUAAGAUCCAAAGAUACGUUGCAAGACCUGUCAAGGAUUCGCCACAAUCUUAUGUCUCCGUCCAAUCAACCAUUCAAAGGCAGUCCGUAGUCAGCUCUAGAUCUCCAACUAUUCAAAGGAGUUAUGUCCAACGACCUCUGACUUCAGUGUCAUCUGUAAGUUAAAAUAAAUCCAAAUCUGAUUUGCUGUUGUGCAUUGCAGAGAUACGUUCAACCAUCACAAAGUGCGUCCUUCCAGGCGGCCACAAGGACACAUGGUCGGCAGGUAUAUGUUGUACAAAGUAGCCCCCAGAAUCAGCGAUAUGUAUACACACGACAUCCAGUUAAUUAUGGAUAUGUAAGUGAAAGGUUUCUCCUGGUUUCAUUUUCCUUAUUUAGAUACAACCGAGCUCUCAAGUGGUCUCGGAACCAGCAACCUUCCAAGAAGAAGAGUUCGACUUUGAGGAGAGUGAGGACGUCUACAAUCAGCCACAAUGA